This is a messenger RNA of Trichobilharzia regenti, 1262 nucleotides long. The record is from the annotation of a GenBank genome assembly. NCBI's taxonomy places the organism in Eukaryota, Metazoa, Platyhelminthes, Trematoda, Strigeidida, Schistosomatidae.
GUGGUCUUCCUAGACUUUGAGAAGGCAUUUGACACUGUUCACCAUGACCUUCUCCUACAUAAAAUAAGCCAGGCAGGCAUAGGUGAGCCACUUCUGUCAUGGUUGAAGGACUACCUAGCCGACAGGCAAUUUUGCACUAAGGUUAACCGAGUCCGAUCAUCUUGGCACAGAUCGUCAUCAGGAGUGUCGCAGGGUUCUAUCCUAGGACCACUGAUGUUUUUGAUUUUCAUCAAUGAUCUACCACGCCGUCUGAGCUGCCCGACUCUCCUGUACGCUGACGACGUAAAAAUAUGGAGGGCGAUAAAGUGUCCGGAGGACUCAGAUAGGCUACAGGAAGACCUAAACCUUCUGGAAGACUGGGCGGUGGCCAGUGGCAUGACUUUCAACUUGAAAAAGUGCAAAGUAGUGAAGUUGCGCACCUGUAGACUGCAGAAUGCAAGUUACACCCUGUGCAAUGAAAGCUUGUCCUGCACAACGUCGGAACGCGACUUAGGUCUAGUUCUAACGGAAAAAAUGGACACAAGCGUAAAUUACACAGGGGAUGUAGCGAGGGCAUAUGCGGUCAUACACUUUACGCAUAGACAGUUAGGUGCACUCACUCCUGAGCUCUUUCUAAUGUUGUACAAAACAUACGUCAGGCCACACCUUGAGGUGCAUAAUAUUAUUGCACCCCCAAUGCUGAGAAGAGAUGCCAACCUCUUGGAAAGAGUCCAACGACGGGCAACAAAAGGAGUGGUUGGUCUCCGAAACAAACCAUAUGAUGAAAGGCUGAAGAAAUUAGGCCUGUUCACACUUAGUUACCGUCGGCUUAGGGGGGAUUUGAUUACUGCCUACAAAAUAACAAAUGACCAGAAUCACCCAAACAAAGGUGUUCUGCCAUUGAGUAGGUAUAGGCUUCCACGUGGAAAUCCCAGAAGGAUAGCUCACCAGAGGGCAAGGACCCGGGUGCGCUCCCACUUCUUUUCACUGCGGGUUUGUCGUCCCUGGAAUUCCUUACCGGCAGAUGUAGCUAUGGCACCGUCUUUGGACGCCUUUAAGCGAAGGCUGGACAACCAUGCAGCGAUACAAGGACUGCAUCCAAAUGGCCUAUCUCCUUAAAAUCGCAUUUACCAAUCAGGGUAGAUAAUUAAACUCGUCAUUUUACUUCUUUACAUUCUCUCCCGUCUUACUCUCCUGACAACUUAUUAAUAUUAUAAUUACUAUUAUUAUUAUUACUAUUACCGAUAUAUAUAUUAUUCUUCAAACUUCAUGAGCUGACUGUU